UCCUUAGGCUUGCUAGCGGCGUGUAUAAAUCUUUCGCACAAACCCCCACCGGUGGAGGAUUCUUGUCCUGGCAGAGGGUGCGCAUGUGCUUAUGCCAUCCUACGCCAAUAGACAGCAAUCUCUCCAUCAGUCUAGUUCGCGCCUACGCCUUCAGCACCAAAUCUGGUCUGGCAGCCUGCGUGUUUCCUCGCCCUGGCUAGGCCCAGCGAAACUUUCUCAAACACCGACCUAUUCUUAAAGAGAGGUCAGGCGGAACUCAUCUCACACACCUGGCACUUGACCGUGUGGACAAUUCAAUCGUGGCAGACGUGUUUGUCAGCCAUGCUGGCCAUAUCUGCGGCUACCUCCACUGCAGUUCCAUCUCGAUUGGAUCUAGCAUCAUCUCCAUCUACUCCUAUACCCUCUGGUGUGAGCCAUUGUGUUUUGAAGCAUAUGACAUCCAAGAGGCCUAAAUUGUCUCUACAGACCUCCGACAUUCCUCCUACAUAUGUAGCUCAAACGGGUGGCCGGUCUGCGUCGAGAUCUGCCGUUGAAGCGACCCCUACGGGGCUGAACACUUUCACCAAUGCUUUCGACCUCUCAUACAGACCGUCGCCCUCGACAACUCUCCCGUCGCCGGUCAAUUCAUCGAGGAGGAAUCUCACUCAGUCCUCCGGUCCUUACUCAGUCAAUCUACCGCACAAUGUCCAUCCAAUUCUCAAAAACAGCCCUGUUGCAUGGGCAAUUCGACGGUCAUCCCUGGCUGGCGGCGGCGACAGUCCACGUAUAGGCAAUCGCCGGGUCUUCUUUCCCGCUCCAAAACGGGUGUCUUUUCGCACGGUUCUGGAGGAGGAAAUUGUCACCAAAGAUUACGUGGUGAGGCAUGCAGACCUGACUUCAUCCGAAGACGAGACGUCUUGGUCGGAAUCAGAAGAAGACCUCCCUCGUACGCCCCAGAUCCCCUCCCCUGAGACUCUUGAUCGACGGGUUCGGGUCGAUGAGGUUUCGCCAAGAGGGCGAAGGAAACGAACAGCAGCAAACGGGGCUCAGAUGGAACGCGACAGCACGAUUGAGCAGGCCGAAACUUCAACCAUGAUGACGACGAGUGGCACUUGGAAACGGUCGAGGCGGAAAAAACGACGAUGGGAGUGGACCGUCCCCGCGCCACCAAAGUUACCAAAGGUGGCUGAUGAGACUCAGCCCGAUGCGGUUGAUACGAAUAAUGACCAUGAUGACUAUGAUGAGCCGUCGAGAUCAGACUCGAAGAUGAGCCAGAGUGUGGGGAGCAAAGACACGGACCAGGAGGUAGACAACUAACCUGCCACAACGUCGACGCAAUUAUCUCGUCUUGUUGGACAAGAGCUGCGGACCUUUGCCACUUGAUAGCCUUAAUUAAUGAUCAAUAACCAAUUGCC
This is a messenger RNA of Exophiala mesophila, 1394 nucleotides long. RefSeq lists its product as uncharacterized. NCBI's taxonomy places the organism in Eukaryota, Fungi, Ascomycota, Eurotiomycetes, Chaetothyriales, Herpotrichiellaceae. The record is from RefSeq and is a predicted model, not a curated record. The transcript has a single exon. Bases 322 to 1296 code for a protein of 324 amino acids.